Molecule: messenger RNA, 1268 nt
Organism: Impatiens glandulifera
Lineage: Eukaryota; Viridiplantae; Streptophyta; Magnoliopsida; Ericales; Balsaminaceae
Product: F-box/kelch-repeat protein At2g44130-like
Exons: 1
Coding region: 43-1098 (351 amino acids)
Biological process (GO): negative regulation of cytokinin-activated signaling pathway; regulation of phenylpropanoid metabolic process
Molecular function (GO): protein binding
Source: RefSeq, a predicted model, not a curated record
UUAUUUCUCAUCUCUUUCUUUCUUUCUAAUCUCAAAAUCUCCAUGGAUGAACUUGAUCUUAUUCCUGGUUUGCCUGAAGAACUUGGUGUUGAAUGUCUAGCUCGUCUUCAUUACAAGGCUAGACCUUCCGCCUCAAGAGCCUGCCGUCGAUGGCUAAACCUUCUAGAAACCCCUCAAUUUUACUCUCUCAGAAAACAGCUUGGAUUUACCAAUCAUAUGGCUUGCUUACUCCAAUCCCUUCCACCACCGCCAUCAUCUAAAUCAUCUCCAUCGGAACAAGACGACGGAAAAACCACCGCCGCCGCCGCCUCCUCCUCUCCGAGUUGCGUAAUCACCGUGUUUGAUCCCGCCACUCGCGAGUGGGAUCGUCUUCCCCAUAUCCCUAAUUCCACAAACGGGCUCCCGUUAUUCUGUCAAAUCGCAAGUUCGGAAGGUAAACUCGUCCUGAUGGGUGGAUGGGACCCGGUGAGUUACGACCCGGUGAGUUCCGUCUUCGUGUUCGAUUUCGUAACUCGCAGGUGGAGGCGAGGUAAGGAUAUGCCAUCCAGGAGGUCUUUCUUCGCGAUCGGUGCCGUAGACUGCAAGGUUUUAAUCGCCGGCGGUCACGACGUGAACAAGAACGCUUUGGAUUCGGCUUGGGCUUAUGAUGUGAGGAAAGACGAAUGGUCCGAAUUGCCUAAAAUGAGCCAUGAACGUGACGAGUGCGAAGGGCUCGUGAUUGGAGACGAGUUCUGGGUUAUUAGUGGUUACAUGACCGAGUUUCAAGGCGCGUUUGAGGCUAGCGCUGAGGUUUAUAAUCUCGAAACUCAACAGUGGCGACGAGUUGAAUCCGCUUGGACUCCCGGUCAGUGCCCUAGGUCUUGCGCUCGGUUAGGGAAAGACGGAAGGCUCACGAGUUGGUCCGAGUUGGACUCGUCUCUUGCCGCAACUGCUUGUGGGGUCAUAUUGGGGGCCCAAAGUUUAGUAAUGGGCUCGGCCCAUCAAGGUUCACCGUUAGGGUUUUACAUCGUGGCGGGGCAAGACGGUAAUUUGGAAAGAAUGGAUGUGCCUGAUGAGUUUUCUGGUUUUGUUCAAUCAAUCUGUUGCGUACAAGUUUAAAUAAAUAAAUAAAUCUAGAGGGCUAGUUUGUUUCUUAAGGAAAAUACAUCACUACACUAGUCAAGAGAUAUUGUAAAUAGCGUCAGGAUUCCAAACUAGACCCUAUCUUACUGUAUUGUGUAUUUUAGAGUUAUAUAUAUAUAUAUAUAUGAUAUAUUUUGGUUGUGUAA